AUGAAGCCCUGGGUUCGCCUACUCGUCAUGCUCAACUGUGAGGUUCUGAUGCUCCUGUCUGUGCUGGGAAGCCUCAGGAACAAACCUUCCUGUAGGAUGGUAAGAGAAAUUGGGCAGUGCUGGGUACAGCCUCCAUUAGAGUAUUGCAGGAAAAGGUGCACUAAAGUACAGGGAUGUUUAUAUCCAAAUCAUACCUGUUGCUGGACCUUCUGUGGAAACAUCUGCUUGGACAAUGAGUGAGUGGUUGUGGUGGGAAGGCUGGGCCUGGG
This is a messenger RNA of Ceratotherium simum simum (southern white rhinoceros), 269 nucleotides long. NCBI's taxonomy places the organism in Eukaryota, Metazoa, Chordata, Mammalia, Perissodactyla, Rhinocerotidae. The record is from RefSeq and is a predicted model, not a curated record.